This is a messenger RNA of Lipotes vexillifer (Yangtze River dolphin), 1361 nucleotides long. RefSeq names its product cilia and flagella associated protein 300 (gene CFAP300). The transcript is spliced from 7 exons. Bases 4 to 807 code for a protein of 267 amino acids. NCBI's taxonomy places the organism in Eukaryota, Metazoa, Chordata, Mammalia, Artiodactyla, Lipotidae. The record is from RefSeq and is a predicted model, not a curated record.
GAGAUGGCGGCUGGGGAGCUGGGGCCUUUGGGCGGCUACUACUUCAGAUUCCUGCCUCAGAAAACCUUCAAGUCUCUGAGCACGCCGGAGACCACCAGCCGGCUCCGCCAGUGGUCCAUGCUGGGUAGAAUCAAGGUGCAGGCGUUCGGGUUUGACCAGACGUUUCAGGUUUAUCGGAAGGAUGAUUUCGUUAUGGCUUUUUUUAAAGAUCCAAAUGUUAUUCCCAAUUUGAAGUUACUUUCAGAUUCUUCUGGACAGUGGAUUACAUUAGGAACUGAAGUGAAAAAAAUUGAAGCUAUAAACGUUCCUUGCACACAGCUUUCAAUGUCAUUUUUUAAUCCGUUAUAUGAUGAAGAUAUUGUACGAGAGAAUGGACAUAUUGUUAAAUGUUUAGAUUCUUUUUGUGAUCCCUUCCUUAUUUCUGAUGAAUUACGAAAAGUUUUGCUAGUGGAAGACUCAGAGAAAUAUGAAGUAUUCAGCCAACCAGAUAGAGAAGAGUUCCUGUUUUGUCUUUUCAAACAUCUUUGCCUUGGUGGAGCCCUUUGUCAAUAUGAAGAUGUGCUUAAUCCAUAUCUGGAAACAACAAAGCUUAUCUAUAAGGAUCUAGUGAGUGUUCGAAAGAAUCCCCAAACCAAGAAAAUACAAAUUACCUCUUCUGUCUUUAAAGUUACAGCAUAUGAUUCUGUUGGUAUGUGCUACCCUUCAACAAAGAGUCACGAACAAACAUUCUCUUACUUUAUUGUGGAUCCUAUCAUGCGUCAUGUUCAUGUUUUAUACCACUGUUAUGGCGUGGGGGAAAUGUCUUAAUUUUUUUUCAGAUUAUCUAUAUUUAGAUAAUUUUUAUUACCUAUUUACCAGUUUUCAAUUUUAAUACUGAUUUAUGGAUAAACAUUUACUUUGCAAGUUAAUUCAAGUAAAAUGUAAAGAAGCUGCUUAGAGCAAAAGAAAACAAAUACCAAGAUGCCUUUCUUUAAAUUUAUCUGGAAUACUAACACAGGAACCAAAUUUCAUCCCUAGCAUAAUCUACACCAAUACAGUUAUGGAAUUUUUACGGAAAGUUACAAAGAACUAAAAAUCUAGUUCAUAUUUGUUGCAUUAAGAUUCGAAUGAGUCCUCAGUUUUCCAUUUAUUUUAUUUUAGAACCAAAUUAAUUCUGGAUUGAAAUUGUGACAGAAAACUAAACAUCUCUAACCACUGAUCAUUAAUAUGAAUCAUUAGCUUUUAAAAUUUGAGUUUCAUUUAAUUACGUUUCUUCACUGCAUAAAGAUUUACAUCUCUGGAGCUGUGGAAAACAUAACAAUUCCUUUAAUUCAUUUGUCCCACUUAAAAUCCUCAAUAAAAAAAUAAUGUUCUGAACAUAA